UUGCCGAUUUAUUUAUUAAUUAUUUGAUCCAUGGAAAUUAAAGGCAUCACUCAUUUAAUCUGCCGUAAUGACAACAAAAUAAAAAGAUUAUUUUAACCCGAUAAUCGGUUGCUAAUUGAUUGCAAAUUGCAUCUUCUCGCGUGUCAAGAUGUUUAUUACACAUUGUUAUAUGUAAAGUAAACGCAGACUGGGUAGUACUAUCCCGAAAUAAGUUAAUUUUAUCAGCUAAAAUUAUCGGAACCAGUCAACUGUUUUUUUAACAUAAUUUCUCGGAGGUUACGAUUUAGAACGUCUGAAACAAAAUGUCGGUCCAAAUUACGAACAUUUUUUCAUUUUCGCCACUCGCGAUUUUUCUUCGCCACUUUCAUCGCAGAUUCGCCAAAUGGCUUGAGUGGCGAACGACAGCGUGGGCCCUGCAAAAGCGGGCUCUAAAUGAGAACACUAUGUAUGUGUUAAGGUAGUCAAAAUAAUUUGACGUUCAGAUUGUUUUAUAUUUGUGACUGGUACUGUAGUAGUCAAUAUGUCAAAACUUAUAAGGACCAAAAUAACUGAGGAUGAAUCACAGUAUACAGUUAUGUUAAGUUAUUGGUUUUAUCGCUUGCGCAUCUUGCGUGUAUACACAGUAAAUGUUAAUCGUGUAAAGUACAUACAUAGGUUUAAAUCACCAGAAUAUUCUUAAUUUUGGAUGUUAUUAGAUAUUUUUUACAUAAAUCAAUGAGGAUACAUGUACAUGUAUGAUGCAUUCUGGUCUUGGGUAUAAUCAGAUGAGCAAUUUCAUGGCAGCUAUGGAAGUGCCUGCCCCGCAUCAUUCAGCUGUAAAACAGUGGGAACGAAAGGUUGGUAGCCAUGUGAGAUCAAUCGCAGAGGAGUCGUGCAAGUCAGCAAUACAGGAGGAGAAAGCCAUAAUGUGGAGUGAAACCAGUGAAGAAGAUAAUGCCCUUUCUAGCUCCACUACAGAUCAUCUGUAUGCGAAAGCUCCAGUGGAGGAUUCGCAAAAACAUGUAGAAGGCGAAUUUAAAUAUGACAUGGGGUGGCAGAAGAGGGGGUCAGGAAGGGCAUAUGACAGCAGAUCAGGAGUUGGAACAAUGAUAGGAAACCGCUCAGGAAAGAUAUGUGCAUAUGGUGUCAGAAUAAAAGAUUGUAAGUUUUGCUCAGUUCAUAAAGGCAAAGAGAAUAUUCCUGAUCAUGUCUGCUGUAGAAACUGGACAGGUAGUUCGAAGGCAAUGGAAGCCGAUGUUGCUGGUGAACUGGUGAAGAAAGUUGAGAAUGAAAACAUAAAUGUAAGUGUACUUAUUAUGGAUGAUGACUGUACCACCUUAGCUAGAGUAAGACAAGAACUUACCCAUGAUAUUGAAAAGUGGAGCGACCAGAAUCACACAGUGAAACACCUAGGAAACAGUCUGUAUAAUCUCCAGAAGAAACACAAAGUACUGUCGGCAAAAGUAAUCAAACAUCUUCAAAAGUGUUUCAAUUAUGCUCUUGCCCAAAACAAAGGAAAACCAGAUGACUUUAAAGGUGCUCUCAAGCAGAUUGUUCCACAUGUCUUUGGAGACCAUCAGUCAUGUGGCACAUGGUGUGGCUACCAAAAAGACCCUCAAAAUUAUAGGCAUAAUGGACUCCUUUAUGGAAGACCGUUGACAGGUGAAGGUUUAAGAGCUGAUCUGAACUCUGUAUUUGAUUUAUUCAUACAAAAUGCUGAGAGAAUAGCUCCAGGAGGGUCUACGAAAGACGUUGAAUCUUUUAAUAAUAUGAUUGCAAGUAAGGCCCCUAAACGGAUUCACUACUCUGCUUCAGAGAGCAUUCUUAACCGAGUUGCUUGUGCUGUAGCACAGAAAAAUGAAGGAGCGACAUAUGUGAACAAAGUAAACAACGAAAUUGGUAUUUCACCAGGAAAUGUAAUGGAGAGUCAUGCUAAAAAGUUAGACAUGUUGAGGGAAAAAAGACGUUCUGUGGAAAACACUGUAGCAUUCAAGAAAAGAAAACUGCAAAGAAAGCUAUCUCAGAAAAAUGAAACUGCUGUAAAAGAAGUUCGGGAAGGUGUUACCUACUGUUCUGGAGUAGCUCUCUCUCACCCUUCAGAAGAAACAGAGAUUCCUUCUCCACAGCUUCUCCCAGAUAGUACACUAUUAUCAAAUGAACAAGUUUGGGAUAGGAAUACUGUUUUUUGUGACAUUGAAACAACAUCGUUACAUAGUGAUACUGACAUUGUGCAAAUAGCUGCUGUAUGUGGGUUAAAUAAGUUCAACCAGUAUAUAACUCCUACCAAAGCCUUUACACCAUUUGCUUCUGCUAUAACUGAAUUGACAAGUUAUGGAAAUACAUUGUUUUACCAAGGAAAACCUGUACAGUCUGUUUCCUUGAAAAAUGGACUUCAGAAUUUUCUGUCAUGGCUCAAGCCAAUUCAACCAUGCAUUUUGGUUGGCCAUAAUUUUCAUAAGUUUGAUCUACCUCGUAUUAUUCGUGCAUUUCACAUUAGUGGUCUAACUGAUGAGUUUCAAGAAUCUGUUACUGGUUGUGUUGACACAUAUCCAAUGUUUAAAAAAAUGUUUCCUGAUUUAGAAAAGUACUCACAGGAACACCUUGUGUCUGUGUUUUCACACGAAAAAUACAAUGCGCACAAUGCCCUUGGUGAUGUCGAAAGUCUGCAAAACCUUUGUGCAACUGUUGGUGUUGGUAAAAAAGAAAUGGUUGAGUUUAGCUGUACUUUAGAAAGUUCUGUCAAGAAAUGGGUAUAUACUGAUAAAUGUCACAAAAAUGAACAAACCCUGGCCACCUUGAGUGAACAUGAUGUUCUUUCUAAAGGAAUGAUACAUAAGAUUGCUUUUAGUGGCCUCACACUAGGUCAUCUAAAGCUUGCUGUGCAACGUUCAGGUUAUGACGGAUUGUCCCAGUUACUGUCUGAAAAGAGUUUAGGAAAACCUAGGGUCACAAACAGGAAGAACAUAAUAGAAAAAUUAUUUGUCUUUCUAAAAGAUUUUUAAGAAAGACUUGUCAAAUUUGCAUUUAGGGUAUGAAUUUGUCAAAUCACAUUGAACAUAUAGGUACUGGAAUCAAACUGUCAGUCUUUCAUUUGUUGGUUGUAAUCCUUACUAUCUAUGUGUUAGAAGAUCAUUACUUUACAAUAUAAUGACCCUUUUCACUACUAACAAGAAACUCUGCUAUAUACCAUUCUUGAAUAUACAUGUAAGGAUGUAUUAGGGGCUGGAAAGAGGGUAAUAAAAGAAUGUCCAUAAGAGCUUGGCUUCAUUGAGAUAAAUAUCAUAUUGCUCACAUUAUAUGAUUUAGGGAUAGUACUUGAUUGUAAACAUGUAAUUUUGUGAAUUCAGAUAUGUUGAAAUGUAUUUUAUCACAUGUCUGACGUCGUGGGAGUGUAAUAAAGCCAUUACAUAAAAAAUGAUGAUACACUUGUGUAAUAAAGCUUUGACAUCAACAUUGUUUAUAGUGUAAAAGAUAUGCGUCAAAUUUACUUGUUUAUAUAUUAAAAGAAAGUAGAAUUUUUGAUGUUUCAUUAGGAAAAGAUAACAUGUGAAAAAAAGAAUAUUACAUUUUUGACCUUCUACAUUGAAUUUAUUAAACUCGUUGAAUAAUAUUGAAAAAAAGCUCGGCACAGCCUCGCAUGUUAUUAUUUUAUUAACUCAUUUGAUAAAUUCAAUAUGAAAAGACACUUGUAAUAUCGUCCAUAUAUUUAAUAGAGAGUUCCAUGUAAACCAAUUAGGUCAGAUUAACGUUUUGACAUGCUGAGGAUGUAUCAAUACAAGCUAUAUAUUUUAUGAAUAAGAGUUAAUUAUUUUCAUGUGUGAAAUUUCUUACUUUUUGCAUCUUCUACAAAAAGGCAGUUUUUGUCAAGUCUUGUAACCUAUAACUUUUAGUUAAUGAUUUUUGGCAUGAUCUGAUUUGCUUUAAAGAUGCUAAGUUCCAGUGUAUUGGUUGAAGGUUUUUGUCCAUUUUUUGUAUUCGAAAGUAAUGGAAUGCCCAGAAGUUAACCCCCAACCACCCACCCACACCCUUUAUUAGCUCACCUGUCACAUAGUGACAAGGUGAGCUUUUGUGAUCACCCUUCGUCCGUCGUCAGUCCGUGUGUGCAUCCGUCCGUCAACAAUUUCUUGUCUGCAAGAUAGUGGUUUCAUUUAUGAUUUUAUUUUAACCAAACUUGCACACAACUUGUAUCACCAUAAGAUCUCGGUUCCUUUCUUGAACUGGCCAGAUCCCAUAAUGGGUUCCAGAGUUAUGCUCCUGAAAGGGCCAAAAUUAGCUAUUUUGAGAUUGUCUGCACAAUAGCAGCUUUAUUUAUAAUUUGAUGUUUACCAAACUUGCACACAACUUGUAUCACCAUAAGAUCUUGGUUCCUUUCUGGAACUGGCCAGAUUCUGUUAUGGGUUCCAGAGUUAUGGCCCCUGAAAGGCCCAGAAUUAGCUAUUUUGACCUUGUCUGCACAAUAGCAGUUUUAUUUAAGAUUUGAUUUUUACCAAACUUGCACACAACUUGUAUCACCAUAAGGUCUUGGUUCCUUUCUGGAACUGGCAAGAUUCCUUUAUGGGUUCUAGAGUUAUGUCCCCUGAAGGGGUCAAAAUUAGCUAUUUUGACCUUGUCUGCGCAAUAGCAGCUUCAUUUAUGAUUUGAUUUUAACAAAACUUGUGUCACCAUAAGAUCUUGGUUCCUUUCUUGAACCGGCCAGAUCCCUUAAUGGGUUCCAGAGUUAUGGCCCCUGAUAGGGCCGGAAUUAGCUAUUUUGACCUUGUCUGCACAAUGGCAGCUUCAUUUAUGAUUUCAAUUUAAUCAAACUUGCACAAAACUUGUGUCAUCAAAAGAUCUUGGGUUCCAUUCUUGAACCGGCCAGAUCCCAUAAUGGGUUCCAGAGUUAUGGCCACUGAAAGGGCCAAAAUUGGUUAUUUUGACCUUGUCUGCACAAUAGCAGCUUCAUUAUGUCUCCCCCAGGAGACAUAUUGUUUUUGCCCUGUCAGUCCGUCCGUCUGUCCGUCCGUCCUUCCGUCACACUUCAUUUCCGAGCAAUAACUGGAGAACCAUUUCACCUAGAACCUUCAAACUUCAUAGGGUCGUAGGGCUGCUGGAGUAGACGACCCCUAUUGUUUUUGGGGUCACUCCGUCAAAGGUCAAGGUCACAGGGGCCUGAACAUUGAAAACCGUUUCCGAGCAAUAACUAGAGAACCACUUGAACCAGAAUGUUGAAACUUCAUAGGAUGAUUGGUCAUGAAGAGUAGAUGACCCCUAUUGAUUUUUAGGUCACUCCGUCAAAGGUCAAGGUCACAGGGGCCUGAACAUUGAAAACCAUUUCCGAUCAAUAACUAGAGAACCACUUGACCCAGAAUGUUGAAACUUCAUGAGAUGAUUGAUCAUGAAGAGUAGAUGACCCCUAUUGAUUUUGGGGUCACUCCGUCAAAGGUCAAGGUCACAGGGGCCAGAACAUUGAAAACCAUUUCCGAUCAAUAACUAGAGAACCACUUGACCCCGAAUGUUGAAACUUCAUGAGAUGAUUGAUCAUGAAGAGUAGAUGUCCCCUAUUGAUUUUGGGGUCACUCCGUCAAAGGUCAAGGUCACAGGGGCCUGAACAUUGAAAACCAUUUCCAGUCAAUAACUAGAGAACCACUUGACCCAGAAUGUUGAAACUUCAUAGGAUGAUUGUACAUGCAAAGUAGAUGACCCCUAUUGAUUUUGGGGUCACUCCGUCAAAGGUCAAGGUCACAGGGGCCUGAACAUUGAAAACCAUUUCCAAUCAAUAACUAGAGAACAACUUGACCCAGAAUGUUGAAACUUCAUAGGAUGAUUGUACAUGCAAAGUAGAUGACCCCUAUUGAUUUUGGGGUCACUCCAUUAAAGGUCAAGGUCACAGGGGCCUGAACAUUGAAAACCAUUUCCGGUCAAUAACUUGAGAACCACUUGACCUAGAAUGUUGAAACUUAAUAGGAUGAUUGGUCAUGCAGAGUAGAUGACCCCUAACGAUUUUGGGGUCACUCUGUGAAAGGUCAAGAUCACAGGGGCCCGAACAUUGAAAACCAUUUCCGGUCAGUAACUUGAGAACCACUUGACCCAGAAUGAUGAAACUUCAUAGGAUGAUUGGUCAUGCAGAGUAGAUGACCCCUAACAAUUUUAGGGUCACUCUGUAAAAGGUCAAGGCCACAGGGGCCUGAACAUGGAAAACCAUUUCCAAUCAAUAACUUGAGAACCUCUCGACCCAGAAUGACCCCUAUUGUUUUUGGAGCCACUCCGUUAAAGGUCAAGGUCACAGGGGCCUGAACAUUGAUAACCAGUUCUGAUCAAUAACUUGAGAACCACUUGACCGAGAAUGUUGAAACUUCAUAGGAUGAUUGAACAUGCAGAGUAGAUAACCCGUAUUGAUUUUGGGGUCAGUCUGUUAAAGGUCAAGGUCACAGUGGCCUGUUCAUGUAAAAUCAUUUUUUGGAAAUAACUUGAGAACCAUUUGACCUACAAUGUUGAAACUUAAUAGGAUGAUUGGACAUGCAGAGUAGUUGACCCCUAUUUAUUUUGAGGUCACUUGAUCAAAGGUCAAGGUCACAGGAGCCUGAACAGUGACUUGAGAACCACUAGGCCAAGAGUGUUGAAAUUUAGCGGGAUGACUUGACAUGCCAAGUAGAUGAUCCCUAUUGCAGACAACCAUCAGUGUCUCUUUGAUUUUUGCUCCUGACCCCUAUUGAUUUCUUGCCUAUAGGACUUUGCAUUGGGGGAGACAUGCGCUUUUUUACAAAAGCAUUUUCUAGUUUAUGAUUUGAUUUUAACCAAACUUGCACACAACUUGUAUCACCAUAAGAUCUCGAUUCUUUUUUAUACGCCCUUAGGGAUGUAUUAUGUUAUUGCCUCGGUGUUUGUCUGUGUGUUGGUCUGCUCUGUAAGUCUUGAACCCCUUGAUGGAUUUCAGAGAAACCUGACACUAAUGUUCACUCAUUGAAAGGAUGUGCAGAGCGCAUGUUUCGGAUGGCUAAAUUCAAUGUCAAUGGCCACACUUCGGGUCAAAGUUCAUACGACUUUGUUUUAUGUGAAUAUUGAUCUGCAUUUGCGUUGCAUUGCAGUGCUCUUGUUUUUAUUAUGCCCCCGAAGGGAGGCAUAUUAGUUUUCAACUGUCCGUCCGUUAGUUCGUUCGUUAGUCACAACGUUAACUUUUUGCAUGAAGGCACUUUACUCGCGAACCACUGCACCCAGGACCUUCAAACUUCACAUGCUGAUAGUACUUAUUGAGUACACCACCCCUACUGACUGGGGUCACCAGGUCGAAAGGUCAAGGUCACAGGGGCCAACGUUAACUUUUUGCAUGAAGGCACUUUACUCGUGAACCACUGCACCCAGGACCUUCAAACUUCACAUGCUGAUAGUACUUAUUGAGUACACCACCCCUACUGACUUUGGGGUCACCAGGUCAAAAGUCAAGGUCACAGGGGCCAAUGUUAACUUUUUGCAUGAAGGCACUUUACUCGCGAACCACUGCACCCAGGACCUUCAAACUUCACUUGCUGAUAGUACUUAUUGAGUACACCACCCCUACUGACUUUGGGGUCACCAGGUCAAAAGUCAAGGUCACAGGGGCCAACGUUAACUUUUUGCAUGAAGGCACUUUACUCGCGAACCACUGCACCCAGGACCUUCAAACUUCACAUGCUGAUAGUACUUUAUGAGUACACCAACCCUACUGACUUUGGGGUCACCAGGUCAAAGGUCAAGGUCACAGGGGCCAACGUUAACUUUUUGCAUGAAGGCACUUUACAUGCAAACCACUUCAUUCAGGACCUUCAAACUUCACACGCUGAUAGUACUUAUUGAGCACACCACCCCUACUGACUUUGGGGUCACCAGGUCAAAGGUCAAGGUGCUGCUGGGGGCAUUUGUCACCAUUAGUGACAGCUCUUGUUUGGCAGAUCCUUCUUUUGUUUGCUUACAGUAUUUUUGAGUCGGCUAAAUGAUGUAAUCGUUUUGACGAGUCCUUGCUAUCCAGCGAUUCUCUAAGUCUAAAUGGACCAAAUAACACAGUGAAGCGAUGUAGUUCCAUUAGAUUUCUCAAACUUCAAACAGUUCACUGCAAGAAUGAAGUUAAGUUGCGUGAAUUCCCUUUGCUAUGACCAAUAUACGAUGUAAUCUGUCAUAUUUAUGACUUGUAAUUGUGCAAUACUCGAAUGUAACUCAUUAAGCAUAAAUGUGCAUUUUAUGAAUUGCGCAGGCUUACAAAGCUAGCGUAACAUCCAGCGAAAGACAAAAAAUAGUUCCACAGGGCUCCAGGUAAGAUGCGUAUUAGCGUAAAUUACGUAUAGAAAUAAUGCAAAUACGCAUGUCUAAUAAUUUCUGAACGUAUAUAAAAUUACAGAAAUGCACACAAUGCUUUUUUAAAAACAAAAUCUGAAUAGUCUGGAUGCGUUAGGUAACAUAGCCGAUCCCGAUCAGCCUUAAUUCUCCCACAUUGAACGUAUACACGCAUCGUAUGAUUUCUAUAAACUUUGCGUGGGUUUCUACACACACACAUGAAUUUUGCAGUCAGUAAACGGAUAAAUUAUCGGAAGAAGAAGCUCUUACUGGUUUGUUUAGUUACUACAGAUAUUAAAAAUGAUUUUAAUUCUUAUUUUUCGAGAAAUAAACAAAUCGGCGAAACAUUAAAUUGUAUUUUCUUGUAGUUUUUGAAAUCGAAAGUAGAUCGUCUAUGUUUGGCGAAACGAAACGAUUUUUUUAUGAAAAGAUUUAAAUAAGAGGUAAUUUAACCGUAAACUUCAAUGUCAGAUACUGCCAAUUGCUGCUAAAUGUCUUCGUAUCAUCACAAUUUGUAAAAUAUAUUGUUCAAACUGGAGAAAAGUGUAAUCGUAUCCGGAUAUAAUAUUUUGGGUAAAUAUCGAGCUGUGUUAUGAAAUUUUAAGAAAAAAAAACUAAAAACAAACUGAAACUGGUAGACUAUACUGACAGUACAUCAAUCAUUAGCCGACUCAGGCCAUUCAGGCCUUUGAUUUUUUUAUUACUUCCCAUUUGUGUUACUGUAAAUAGCUUAUUUAGUAACUUCUUUAUUAUUUGACGUAGGGAAAAACUGAGACCACUUUUCUGUGGUACAACAUGGAUGGUACCUCCAAUUUUUAGGUGUAUUUUGACAUAUCUGUACAUUGUAAGAAUUUUUUCUUUUUGUUUUUUGUUAAAGCAGUGGUACUCAGGUGAGCGAUAUAGGGCCAUCAUGGUCCUCUUGUAUUGUUUUUGUCAUAAACUUCCAUUAUGGCAACUCUGUCACAGAUAUCAAACAUAGUGUAACUUUAAUAUAUGUCUUCAUUUGUCAUAUUUCUUGUAUCAGUUAUAUUAUGUUAAUUAAUGUCAGCAUGAAGAUUGCAAACCAGUAUUAUAAAAGGUGCAAUAUUUCAAAUUGAAAUUGUGAAAAAAUUAAUUCGGUGACCACACAUUUUCUUUUUAUAUUUCUAAAGUGCACACUAUAUUCUGCUAUUCUUGCAAGUUUAAUCAAAUUCCUUUAUGUAGAUUUGGAAAUAUUUACUUCUGAAGGAAAUACAUAAUAUUGUAAAUUUUUGUCGCUUUUUCGACCUUGAAAACAACAACAACAAUCUAGUCUCGUGCAAAUAUUUAUUGAACUGCAUUUCAUUUUCUUUUUGUUUUGAAGGGAAAUAAUUAUGUCUUAUGAACUUUGACUAGUAGUUAUACUGUAUAUGUCUUUUAUUUGAUUUCUUGGUGUUAUAUGCUAUGUCAGACACUCUCCAGAUUUCCUGAUAUUUUUGUAUCCUAGUCAUGCAUUAUAAUGUGGAAUAAAAUGAAAACAAAGUC
This is a messenger RNA of Mercenaria mercenaria, 9765 nucleotides long. RefSeq lists its product as uncharacterized. Gene Ontology annotation, biological process: DNA catabolic process. NCBI's taxonomy places the organism in Eukaryota, Metazoa, Mollusca, Bivalvia, Venerida, Veneridae. Bases 735 to 2981 code for a protein of 748 amino acids. Gene Ontology annotation, cellular component: cytoplasm. The transcript has 4 exons. Gene Ontology annotation, molecular function: 3'-5'-DNA exonuclease activity; nucleic acid binding. The record is from RefSeq and is a predicted model, not a curated record.